AUGGAUUUUUCCUUCUUAUUGCUAAUAAGUGCUCUUGUGUUCAUACUGGAACAAGUCUCAGGGUCCCAUGUAAACAGAAGUCCAUCUGCGAGUGCUGCUUCACAAACUCACCGGCGUGAAAGGCGCUGCUCCUGUGAAAACCUGAAGGACAAGGAAUGCGUGUACUUUUGCCACAUAGGAAUCGUGUGGGUCGAUACACCCAGUCAGGUCAUUCCCUAUGGCAUGGGCUCACGCCUGAGACGGGAUGUUGAACGAUGUCGUUGCGUCGACGGGAAAGAUUCAAAGUGUUUGCGGUUUUGCUUCAACUCGACUCUUCAGAAAAAAGAUGAAAAUGACACAUUCAGACAGUACCAGCCAAGAAACUACAAAGAGCGAUUCAAGUCUAGCUUCCUCCAGAUGUUGAGGAGACGCAAUCCAACACAAACAACCUGA
Danio rerio (zebrafish) is the source of this 432-nucleotide messenger RNA. The record is from RefSeq and is marked predicted. Gene Ontology annotation, cellular component: extracellular region. Gene Ontology annotation, biological process: signal transduction; regulation of vasoconstriction. NCBI's taxonomy places the organism in Eukaryota, Metazoa, Chordata, Actinopteri, Cypriniformes, Danionidae.